CAGUCACCUGCGCGCAUAACCUCAUAAGCUGCAGGAUUUUGUAUUUUGAUUCGGAAAUAACAUCAAUUAAAUCAUAAUGAAGCUUCAUUUGUCUCAUAUAUCUCGACAUAUUCUACAUAAUAGUUCUUCCAAAUCAUUACCGCUAGCAAGAUUUCUAAGUACUAAAGAGGCUAUUGAGCGUCGUGAUCACCUGUUUACGUUGGAGAAGAAGCGGCAGGUGGAGAAAGUGGGUCGCGUUGAGAAGAUAGAAGUCAGAUACAAGGGUGUACCAAAUGACUGCACAUUGGUAAUGAACAAGAACAUAUCUACGCCUUACGACUGUGCAAAACAUCUGAGUGAGUGGCACACAGAGAGCAGUGCUCUGGCGCUGGUAGACGGCCAUGUCCACUGGGACAUGCACAGGCCAUUGUCCGAAAAUUGCAUAUUAGAACUCCAAACCUACACAGUUGCCGAGCCCCAGCAGGUGAACAAGGCAUUCUGGCGAACGUGCUCGAUGAUGCUCGGCGCCGUCGUGAGCUCUGCCUUCAAGGAUAACGUCCCUGUCAAGCUGCACAGCUUCCCUGGGCCUGAUAUCCGCAGCGGCUCCUUCAUCUACGACGUGGAUCUCCCCACGUUGCCGGACUGGCAGCCCACCCAGCAAGAGAUACAUACGCUGGGCGCGGAGUUCGUCAAGCUAGUGCGUCAGAACUUGCUCGUCGAGCGGCUCGAUGUUGGUGAGGAGCUCGCUAAAGAGAUGUUUGUUGAGAACGAACACAAAGUUGGACAGAUACCUAGUAUUGCUCGGGGUAAUGCUAAUGCCCCAGGCAAGGUCACAAUGUACCGUAUCGGAAAGCAUGUGGACAUUUCCAAGGGACCGAUGAUCAGCUGUACAGGCCAGGUGGGUCGCGUGACGGUCGCGGCGGUGCAUGCGCUGAGCGGCGCCCCGGGCCAGCUGCGGCGCCUGCAUCGCUUCCAAGGACUGGCACUGCCCGCCGGAGUCGUGCUCAACCACUUCGCGUACCAGAUACUGACUGAUAGGGCCAAAAAACUGAACCCAGCCCGGUCUCCAAUCAACCCUUUCAACGAGGAAGACUCCAGCGCCGCACCACAGGCUGCCGCGGCCAGCGCAUAGUCAUACUAGUUUAUAAAUAGAUUGUUAAUUCUAAGACCAUAUUGUAAUAAAGUAUUUGUAGAUAUUCUA
This is a messenger RNA of Pectinophora gossypiella (pink bollworm), 1180 nucleotides long. RefSeq names its product 39S ribosomal protein L39, mitochondrial (gene mRpL39). Lineage: Eukaryota; Metazoa; Arthropoda; Insecta; Lepidoptera; Gelechiidae. The coding region runs from base 77 to 1111 and encodes 344 amino acids. The transcript is spliced from 8 exons. The record is from RefSeq and is a predicted model, not a curated record. Gene Ontology annotation, molecular function: RNA binding; nucleotide binding. Gene Ontology annotation, cellular component: mitochondrion.